GAGCGCACCUCGCGCUGCUCCGGGCCCGCUCCUCCCGGCUCUCCCUGAGAGCCGGGCUCCUGCCCGACUCCCGCGCCCCCGUAGCUCCUCCGCAAGGGCGACUCUGCGGGAGGGCUAACGGUCCCACCCGGGCGGCCCCGUCCCUCGCUCUCUGCUCUGCUUCCCGGGGAGAGAGAGCCGCAGCAAUGGGCUUCCGAGCCGUGCUGCGGGUCGGCGUGCUCAUGCUGCUCAUCAGGACCUGGCUCGCGGACAGCGACAAGCCCAGUCCCACCCCGAACUUCAAGUUCUCCAGAGUGCCCCAAGACUUCCUGGACAUCUUUAACUGCAAAAAUUGUGCAAAUCAAUCUGUGGUUCACAAGAUUCUGGACAGGGUGCUGUCGAAAUAUGACGUCCGGCUGAGACCGAAUUUUGGAGGUGCGCCUGUGACCGUGAAAGUAUCUAUCUAUGUCUCCGACAUUCAUGAGAUCUCAGAUAUGAACAUGGACUACACAAUGACCAUGUAUUUUUAUCAGACCUGGAAGGAUUCGCGUUUAUCCUAUUCUGAGACCGACCUGAACUUGACCCUGGACUACCGCAUGGAAAGGGCUAAAAUAAGACACGGAGUCUCACACAUACACACACAUCCUGCCUGGGUCCACCCCUGCAAUGCCCAAGGAAUGGCUGUGGCCUUGGGACCCCCCCCCCCCGCUCACUUUCCCCUCUGUUUUCUUUCCUUUGGCAGGCUCACUGCCAUCGCGGCCUGCUCCUUGGAUCUGCGGAAAUUCCCUAUGGACCAGCAGACGUGCAAGCUGGAGGUGGAGAGCUAUGGCUACACUAUCGAAGACAUCAUAUUAUCCUGGGAAAACAAUGAGGAUGGCGUCCAGAUGACUGAGGAGCUGAAUAUCCCUCAGUUCAAUUUCCUGGGGAAGAUCAUUACUAGCAAGGAGGUGUAUUUCUACACAGGUUCCUACAUGCGUCUGGUGAUGAAGUUCCAGGUCAAGCGGGACAUCGCCAGCUACCUUUUGCACGUCUACUGGCCCACUGUCCUCACCACUGUUCUCUCCUGGAUAUCGUUUUGGAUGAACCAUGAGUCCUCUGCAGCCAGGGUGACAAUUGGCCUAACUUCCAUCCUUAUCCUGACCACCAUCGACUCACACCUGCGGGAUAAACUCCCCCACAUUGCCUAUGUCAAGGCCAUUGACAUCUAUAUCCUCGUGUGCUUGUUCUUCGUGUUCCUGUCCUUGGUGGAGUAUAUCUACAUCAACUACCUUUUCUUCAACCAAGGACUGCGCCAUCGUAGACGACGCAGGAGAGCCAGAAGACUCAUUGCCCGCUUCCUCUACCAUAAUGUAGUGGUGAGAAAUGUGCAGGAUGUCCUGAUUAACAUGGAAAAUGAAGUCGGCUCUGGCUCUCCCACCCACCCAGCACAGGCUCGUCUGGCGAGCCCUGAAAGCCUUGGCUCUUUGGCAACUAUCUCAGAGCAGGUCCCACUGGCCACCUCCGAAAGCCUUAGCACACUCUCUGGCCUAGCCCAGCUGAAGGCUCAAGCGAACCCGAGCCACAUCCCUUCUAUCCGCCAGCAGGCCCUGCCUGGCUUUCACGAUACUACUGUUCCCACCCAAAUCUGCAUUCGUACUGAAGUCCAUGUGCAUGUGGAGAUCCAUGACAACAGAGAGGCCGACUCCAAAGACAACCUGGGCUUGGAUGAGAGCCACGGCCAUCACCCCAGCGGGAGGCCCAUGCCAUCCCACGGCCAGAGGUGUGUGCCAAAAGCAGGAUGGGACUUUGAUAAGAUCGAAAGCUUAGAGGAUGACACCAGUGUCAAGAGCCACAGCCCUGACCUUGAGGAGCAAUUUGAGGAUGAUGAUACAUUCAAUAUCCAUAGUGUCGAUGAGGAGAAUCCCAUGACCUCUGAGCAAGAGGACAGUGGCUCAGAGUCUGACGACUGUUGCUUGCUGAACUCUGGGUGCUACUGCAGUGAAGUGAUCUCUUCCAAGCUCUUUAACCCUGACCAUGUCCCCAAAAUAGACAAGUGGUGCCGGGUCCUCUUCCCUGUUACUUUUUUGGUGUUCAACGUUGUUUACUGGCUGUACCACAUAUACUAGUUCCCAGUGCCCAGGAGUGGCAAGGAUGACAUGCUUUGCUCCCUUCACAGUACCUUUUGGGGUUUUUCCCUUUUUCCUUUGAUCAUUUUAUUAGGUGCUUAUUAGUUCCACACUUCUCCUUAUCUUCAUGAGGCAUGCAAGACAGAAAGGGAGGGAAGGAAUUAGGAGGACUUAGGAGCCAGCAUCUCAUUGAUUUCCUUUCUGGCAAGAAGACUCACACCUUUUCAAACAUUUCCAGAAGUUUCUCAGUGUGGCAAAGCACCCAGAAAUGUUUACGAGACAGAGAGGAGCAGGCUGAGGAGCAAAGGAAGGCACUGAACCUUGCUCAGAAACUUUCCUGGGUCUUUUUAUCCUGCCCCCUUUGGGCACUGCGGUUUUUUUGUUACUGUACUUUCUCGUUUGUUUCUUCUUCACUUAGGGCUGUGUGUGAAAAAGUCAAGCUAAGUUGGGCUGGGGUACACAGGGGAAGGGCUAGCCAUGCCUUGGAUGUGUGCAAAACUGGCUACAGCAGAGUAGGGAAGGAUUUGCAAGUGCCUCUGCCCGGGACUUUGGGUUGUAUCUUCAGCGUGGUGUUGUGGUCAGAGUUGGGAGGGGAAUGGCGUGGAGGUGGCAGGAACUUGGGGCAGGCAAGGGUGAUGUCAGGUUAAAGAAUGCACAGGAUCAGCUGACCACUUUGGAGGGAUUAGAAUUUAUUUUCUUGCCUGUAUGUCUGCUUCAGAAUAUUUGACAAAAGGGACUCAAAACUUCUGUGGAGUCAGGAGUUAGCUCUCUAUGAAUUGCUGAGUCGAGAGCUAGUUAGGGGUGAGCUCUUGGUGAAUAAGCACGAGGCUGGGAAAGUUCACACUUGGCUAGUUAACCAUCUGAUCUAGAACAGCAGAUGAACGCCUACUGUAAAUCUAUAUACUAAUCCUUUCUGUUUGUCUAGUGUUUAAUUAAGUGUCUGCAAGCUCCCUGACCCAUCACAUCGUUGGACCCUCACAGGAGCCCAUGAGCCAGGGAAGGCAAAGCACCUUGUCCCCAGUGUUCCAAGGAAAGAGUGGAACUUGUGUGCCAUGCUUGAAGACACUUGUUCUUUCUCCCUUUCUUCCUCUCAGCUGAAGCAUUCCCAUUUCUUCCCUCCCCUUCACAAAAGGGGGUGUGCUGGCAUGGCCUGCCUUGCUGUCAGGCUGCCCCCUCCCUCUGCAGACCUAUAGCACCUUGGCAGGAAGAGACCACUGAUCUGCCAAUGAGCAGGAACCAGGCGAGUGGAGUGUGUGGGCCCUGGCCACCCUGCCCGGCUGAUGGAAGUAGGAUUAGCCCACCCAGCAACUUGCCAGCUGCAGCAGCUUACUGAUGGAGGCCGUGGGGAAGUGAGCUUUGCAAAGCACUCAACCUAUGUUCCUCUUCGCCUUAGGCCGCCUCUCCUGCAGCCCCAUCCCCUUGCCUCAUGCUCUUUAAACUGCUUCUGUGUCCAUGCUUGUGUGUGUCAUUGGGGUGUGUAUGCAUCAGAGUAGGAGUGUGUAUACUUAAACCAUAUCUAUCAGUGUAAAUCUUUAUUACUAUGUGUGGAAGUGAAUCUACAAUGUACAGAUACACGUGCCUUUGUACAUAUCGCUGUGUGGUUUGUGUGUUUGCUGGUGUGUGUUGCUUGUGAGUAAGUGUCCUUUGUGCAUGUGUACAGUAAGUAUAUAUCUGUUUUUAUCUGAUUUGAAUGGGUGUAAGGGAAAGCAUGUCUGUUGGAGGCCGCCUUUCUAGAGCUGCCAGAAUUCCUUUGGCCUGUUUACGCAUUAGGGAGGCCCCGUUUGGCUGGUCUGGUUCACUGUGUGUUUCUAAUUGCCCUGUCUCAGGGAGCAGAGCCGCUGCCCCUUACCCCUCCCCCCACGUAUCUGGACUGUCUCCUGGAUAGGGGACCCAGAGGAAGUGAAUAUAGCCCUAAGAAGCGGUAGCAUAGUGCCUUCGGGUAGGGAUAAGCUGUGAGUGCCAACAAUCUUGUCUGCUGUUAGGACAGAUUUUGGACUAGUGUUUUAGAAUAAGAGCCUGAAUGAUGCCCUGGGAGCACAGAUACAGUGCAGAUGCGGGGCAGGAGGGCUGGUGAACUGGAGAGGUGGCAGGUGGCCUGUAUGGCCCAUCCCCUUACCCCACUCAUCGUCUGUGCCGGACACAAAGUGGGGCUGUUGGCAGCCGCAGACCAGUAGACAGUGACAGGACACACUCAGGGGACUGGCUGCCAGCAGCUACAUGCUGAGAACCAAAGGUGCCUUGGACUGUGGUAGUGAGCCCAUUCAGGGACAGAAAGCACUUUAGUGACCCAUUGUGGGUAGUUGUUGGCUGCUGGACACUAGUGACAUGCCCAAAGUUCCCCCUUGAAUUUGGAGUUCCAGAACUCCACUUCCACCUCCUCCAGGGGAAGAGUUAGGAAUGAGAGGAAAAUGUGAAGGAGCCUCAGGUGCUGACUGCCUAGACUGUGGCCAGCUUGUUCUAUGCACAUAGCACAUAAGCACGUAGUCACUCACACAUGCACACACGCACACCAUUGCACACACAUGGGUACACACGGGACAAUGUCCCUCAGUGUACAUGUAUAUGUGCCAGAUGUGUAUACACAUGUGGCCAUGCCUGCGCACGCACACACACACACACACACACACACACACACACACACACACAUACACACACACACACACGUAAGAUAAGGAAGAAAAGAAAAUGAAUGUUGUCCUCAGAAUGUCUCAGAUUACCUCUUCUUUUGGUCUCCUUGCACAGAGAGGUCCAGGCUGAAGAUGAGCAAUGCCCCAUAGCAAAGCUCCUGCUAGGCUGUAGGAAGACUGGCUUCCUGGAGCCUAAAGUUGGCUAGCUGACUUGGAUCUGGGGCUUCAGGAUCCUGGAGGGACUUUGAACCCUGUGAAUCUCGAGUUCAUGGGCGUGAAGUCUUAAAUGGAAACUUGAGCAGUGGAGACAAAAAGUGACAGCAAUGCCCAGGAAGGCUUCACUGUAUUGAGGAAAGGCAAAGAGGCCAGUUGUAAAUAUCCAUGUAACUAGAUUUAUUAUACUUAAAAAAGAAAAUCUUGCCCUAACUUGCUGCAAUGAGUAGUUGAAUUCUACUGCAAUGUGUACUGUGACGUGAAGUGUCACGGUGAGGUGGAGGUCUGGCAGUGCCACCUUUUCAGGAACUUGAAACUUUGCAGUUUGCUGUGGCUUUGGUCCUUCAAAUUGACUGAAAAUUGCCAGAUCUCCCCUGACCAUAUCUCUGUGUGCUCUGUUGUCCAUGUUGCUGCUGUGCCCCAUCCUCUUCUAUCUCCAGCUGGCUAUGUCCCUUCCCAUACCUCCCCCAACGCCAAGUGCAGAGCAGCUGCCAGGUGCUCCCAGAGGUCAGCAAUCUGGACACUUGGGAGUUUGGAAGCUUGGGCAGAGGAAAAGGCCUCACUAAGUCUGGAAUAGAGCAACUCCACAUUACUCCUCGACACAUCUGUCCUUCCUUUCACCCUAGAACCCCAGCCCCACAAAGGAUACCCCUAUCUUCCCGAUGCCCUUCUGUGGGAUGUCUGACACGUUUCCUAUCAUGCUCACCACUGCAGGGUGACUUUGCAGAGUAACAUGGUCUGAUUGGUCUUAAUGGAGUUUGUCAAAUGUACUCUUACAACUUGUGUCACCUGGUUAAUAGCAAGGCUGCAAGUCUUUGCACAUUUAGAGAUAAGUUUUGUUGAGACUGUGGCCAUUCCUGAGGUUUCUUCAUCUUGUAUCCAUAACAACUAACCCUUUGAGCUAUUAACUACUGACCAUAUACACUAAGCUCUCUAUCUGCAUGACAACCUGCUGUGGUGGUGACCUUCUGGGCCCUCCACAGCCAAGCAUCAAAGGAAAUCGUGAUUUGUCCUACUGAAAGGGCAGUGUGUUUGUGUUUGUUGUACAAUGUCCUGUGUUCAAUAUGAAAUCUGUAUUAUCAGGAUUAGGUUUUCAAGGGGGGAGGGAGGGUGCUAAAUUAUCUCCUUAAUAUACUUAACUUAUGAAACACCCUAGGUGGUUAGGGUCACUUCUAUGGACUGCAUUUGUGUGCGACUUUACAUGCCAGACUGCAUCCUCAGGGUCAGUGGUUAGCAAAGUAGAAGCCACUGGAAUUGUUCUGCCAUCAGGCAGUGCCAGAGGAUUCUUCUUAAGGCAGCCAAGUGAGUAGUCAUCUGGAAGCAGAUGGAUUACAGUAAAGCCACACACAGACCUUCAGGAGUGGUGCCAGGCCCAUGCAGUGAAAGCCAAGAAAAGAGAAGACCAAGACCCAGGUGUCCUCGUUGGCCUGACCUGCAAAGGGACAGACAGCAGCAGGGCCUCAUGGCAUGGCUGAGUGGCCACUUUGGCCUCAUCAAAUGUACAUUUUUAUAGGAGAAAGACCCUGACCAGUCCUGACUUUAAGAAAGUGAAACAUGAAGAAACAUAAAACUGUGUUUCUGAAAACUAUGCUGGAGUGAAAUGUUGUAAAUAAUAAAUGGGGAAAAAUAAAGCUCAACAGUGGGA
Molecule: messenger RNA, 6569 nt
Organism: Cavia porcellus (domestic guinea pig)
Lineage: Eukaryota; Metazoa; Chordata; Mammalia; Rodentia; Caviidae
Gene: Gabrq
Product: gamma-aminobutyric acid type A receptor subunit theta
Exons: 9
Coding region: 186-2084 (632 amino acids)
Biological process (GO): nervous system process; chloride transmembrane transport; chemical synaptic transmission
Cellular component (GO): synapse; GABA-A receptor complex; plasma membrane
Molecular function (GO): chloride channel activity; neurotransmitter receptor activity; extracellular ligand-gated monoatomic ion channel activity
Source: RefSeq, a predicted model, not a curated record